Messenger RNA from Lutzomyia longipalpis, 2152 nucleotides. Its product is annotated as ATP-binding cassette sub-family B member 10, mitochondrial. Gene Ontology annotation, biological process: transmembrane transport. The record is from RefSeq and is a predicted model, not a curated record. The transcript has 3 exons. Gene Ontology annotation, molecular function: ATP hydrolysis activity; ATP binding; ABC-type oligopeptide transporter activity. Gene Ontology annotation, cellular component: membrane. Lineage: Eukaryota; Metazoa; Arthropoda; Insecta; Diptera; Psychodidae. The coding region runs from base 82 to 2052 and encodes 656 amino acids.
AUUGUCACGGCAAAGAGGAGGUUAUGUUGUGAAGUAAAUUUGUUUUGAUUCCCGGAAUUUCAUUCACAUCUGCCCGAAAGGAUGAUCUUUCAAUCACUCAGUGUGUUCAGAUUAGCUCGAAUAGUCCAACAAAGUCCAGCUACGAGAAAUUCCUCCUUCACUUUCCUAUGUCAUCGUUGUGCAUCCACCACAUUUCCACUCCUCACACGGCGGAUUCCACUGCCAGGUCCCAGAACUUCGAUUAUUGUGAGACAAUGUGCAACCAAGGCAUCUGGGAAGAAGUUCAAGUACAAAAAGUCAGAUUUAUUCAGGCUACUUCAGCUGGCAGCGAGAGAAAAGUGGGUCAUUGCUGGAGGAAUUGGCUGCCUGAUUGUUUCAUCGAGUAUCACCAUGGCUGUUCCUUAUGGAUUAGGGAAGAUUCUUGAUACAAUUUAUACAGAUGAGUCCAAGGAAGAGGCCAGAGAGCGCCUGAAGAAGUUUUGCCUAAUCCUAGCGGGGAUUUUCAUCAUCGGUGGAAUCUCGAAUUUUGGGAGAGUUUAUCUGUUCAACAGUGCAUCAUUGCGUAUUGUUCAGGACAUCCGGUCGAGAUUGUAUCGUGCAAUGCUGAGUCAGGAAGCUGGGUGGUUUGAUCAGAAGGGCACGGGGGAGUUAGUUAAUCGCCUCUCGCAGGAUUCCUACCUGGUGGGGAAUUCCCUGAGUCAGAAUAUGUCCGACGGAUUGAGAUCAACCGUGAUGGUGACUGCUGGUGUUGGAAUGAUGGUGCACACAUCACCCCACCUGGCUCUUGUGGGAAUGUGUGUGGUUCCAGCUGUAGCAGGAAUGGCCGUGGUUUAUGGGAGAUACGUGAGGAAUAUAACAAAGAGCCUCCUGGAUCAGUAUGCAGGGAUCAUGAAGACGGGGGAGGAACGUCUUGGGAAUAUAAAGACAGUCAAGAUGUUCUGCCGAGAAGAGCAGGAGAGUCAACUCUUCCUCAGUAAGCUGUACGAUGCUCUCCAUCUGGGCUACAUGGAAGUUCGGGCAAGAGCAAUAUUCUACGGCCUCACCGGGCUCUCGGGGAAUAUUCUCAUAAUGUCCGUACUCUUCUACGGUGGGAAUAUGGUGGCUAAUGAGGAGCUCACCGUGGGUGCAUUGACAUCCUUCAUUCUCUAUGCUGGCUACUCGGCAAUCUCCAUUAAUGGGCUCAGCAAUUUCUACACGGAAUUGAAUAAGGGAUUGGGAGCUGCUCAGAGAAUCUGGGAGAUUUUCGAUCGGCAACCACUGAUCCCCGUGGCAGCAUAUGCGGGGAAGACUCUUCCCUCCUUGGGUGCCAUCACCUUCCGGAAUGUGGCAUUCAACUAUCCAUCGCGCCCUGAUAAUCCAGUCCUUGUGGAUCUCAACCUUACCAUUGAUGCGGGAACGACGACUGCAGUUGUGGGUAAAAGUGGUUCCGGAAAGUCAACAAUUGGGAUCCUCCUUCUUCGUCUGUACGAUCCAACACACGGUCAGGUGUCUCUCAAUGGUGUGGACAUUCGGGAUUUGGAUCCCCUGUGGCUGCGAUCGAACAUUGGAGCCGUUAACCAAGAGCCCGUUCUCUUCAGCGGCACAAUUAGGGAGAAUAUCCUCUAUGGCGUGAACGUGGGCACACGCAUUUCCGAGGAGAACUUCCAGAGAAUUGUCCGGGAAGCGCAUGUAGAUGAAUUUGUGCGGAAUCUCCCACAGGGAUUGGAAACCAUCGUAGGACAGCGUGGGAUGAUGCUGAGUGGGGGCCAAAAGCAGAGAGUAGCCAUUGCCAGAGCUCUCAUCAAAAAUCCCUCCAUCCUACUGCUCGAUGAGGCAACGAGUGCCCUUGAUGCGGGAUCUGAGGAGCACAUCCAAGUAGCUCUGGAAUCCCUGACAAAGGGACGUACAGUGCUCACCAUUGCUCAUCGAUUGAGCACCAUUCGGAAUGCACAGAAAAUUGUUGUUCUCGAUUCAGGACGAAUUGCUGAGGAAGGAACCUACGCAGAGCUUUCCAUGCGGGAAGAGGGACUCUUCCGGGAAUUGGUGAAGCGACAGACAUUUCAGCUUCAUUAAAUUUAGCACAAAUGGGAUCAAAAUAUAGGUAUAUAGGUCAUAUAAUGUAAAAAACAAAAAUGUAAUUUAUUUUAUAAAAUAAAUAGAAUUUUUAUUAGAA